AUGUCUCUUACCAACAACCAGCCUGUAAAUCUCUCGCAGUAUACGCAGGAGCAAAUCAAAACGCUUAAAGAUGCAUUCCAGCUGUUGGACGAGGACGGGGAUGGCGUAAUCUCCGCACAAGACUUGGACAAGAUAUGGCAGUCGCUCGGAAAGAAGAUGAGCAGCUCAGAGAUUGCGGAGAUGCUCGGACGCAGCGAGCUGGACCAGGUGACGUUCCCGGUUUUUCUAUCGCUCAUGAGCGGCAGCCUUGGGGCGUUGCCGGACGAAGGCGACAUCCGCGAUGCGCUCGAGCUCUUCAGCAAGCCCGGCGACCCUGACUUGAACUGCGAUGCGGGCGAGCUCCGGGAGUACCUCCGCAUCUCUGGUUUCGCGGUCGACGAGGCAUUCGAGCGGCUCCUGCGCAGCUUUGUGGCGCAGUCCGUGACUGGCCAGCAGCUGUUCAAGGGCAAACGGUUCCUCGACGCGGUGAGCGAGUAG
Messenger RNA from Eremothecium gossypii ATCC 10895, 477 nucleotides. RefSeq names its product Mlc2p (gene MLC2). Gene Ontology annotation, cellular component: cytoplasm; myosin II complex. The record is from RefSeq and is marked provisional. Lineage: Eukaryota; Fungi; Ascomycota; Saccharomycetes; Saccharomycetales; Saccharomycetaceae. The transcript has a single exon. Gene Ontology annotation, biological process: mitotic cytokinesis; actomyosin structure organization. The coding region runs from base 1 to 477 and encodes 158 amino acids. Gene Ontology annotation, molecular function: calcium ion binding; myosin heavy chain binding; cytoskeletal motor regulator activity.